CGUGAGGGGAGGGGUACCACCGUGAGGGGAGAGGAGGACAUUGUUUGCCUGUGGCCGUGGGCAACGGGAAAAGCGAGUUAUCAGGGCAUGUGUGACUGUGUUCAGAAAGUGUGUUCGUAUGUGAGCAAGGGUGAAUGAGUGGGGUUGAUUUAGUGUGUGUGUGUGUGUGUUUGGAAGAGGGGGGGGGGGAGGUGGAAGCUUGCAUGUGUGUGAGGAACCUUCUAUUUGGGAUGCUGGGGAAACUGGAGAGCAUUCAAAGGAUGCUCAGACAAAGCUGGAUCUUUUUGUGUGCACUCUCGGUGCCCCUAAUCUGAAUGGUGCUGGAGGACUCGUGGAAUUCCUCAACUCUAGCCGUUGCGCCCAUCUGCGCUGCUGGGCAGCCACAAGGAUCUUCUGCAUGCAUGGCCAGGGGGUCUCACCCCCACCUCUUACCUCACAAGCCUCUGGCCUGAAGGAUUAUGGGUAACCUCAUCAGCCGGCCCAGCUGUCUGGGCCAAAGGUCUAAGCAUGUGAGAUCAGACGAUGACUUCCUGAAGGAGUGCUACCAGCGUAAAAGAGAAUGGCAGCGGCCAGAAACUCAGCCCGGGACCAAGCAGGUAGAGGUGAUUCAAGACAUCGCCAGGGUGGACACCAAUGGCAAAGAGCGAAGGAUCGAAAGGGAGAGCGACAAGGAGAGCGACAAGGAGAAUGAGAAAGAGGUGGAAAAGGCAAGGGAGGAAGCGGUUCGCACCCCUGUCUCGGACAAACCCCUCCGACGCUCCCCGGCCUCCACCCUCACCAGCACCAGCACCCUGGACAACGGCUGGCACAGCACCCCAUCCCGAACCGGGACCCUCACCAGGAGGACCAUGCCCCCCGACCUCGGCAGAUCCCCGCUGGCUUACCCCGAUAAGGGCUCUGCGGAGAGGCGGGCCAGCUUCCAGAGGAGGGACUCCAGAGAGGGGAGCCCCUGGUCCUGGAAGACUCUGGCAUCCCGGGAGGUCACUGAGGUGACCGAGGUGACCGAGACGAUCGUGACAGAAAUCGUGGAGGUGACGGAGUAUCCGUCGGGAGAGAAAGGAGGCGCUCCAAUAGUCACCAGGACAGUUAGGGUGCUCAACGGCGUGGCGGAAGAACUGGCAGAGCUCCAAAGUGAUGGACAGUCCAGUUCAGACCAGGACUCCAGCCUGGAUAGAUGGAGGGGAACUAGAUCGGCUUUAACCCUGAGAGAUGAGUCGACAGACACAGAGACCUUCCUCCCAAACCUGGACUCUCUUCUCACUUGGGUCUGUGAGAUUGAGGAGCUAACAGCCAAUCAGAAGCCACCAUCGUCGGAGGUCAAAGUGGUGAAAGCGCAGCUGCAAGAACAAAAGCUGCUGCUCCGCCUCCUGGCUGACCGUAGGAAGAGCAUGGAGUUCACCAUCUCGGAGGGCCCUGCGCUUGUGGAGGCCCACCCAGGAGACGAGUGGGUAGAGGCCAAGGUCAAGCUGUCCACCCUCAAGCAGAAGUGGGAGGCCUUGAUUCUGGGUGCAGAGCAAAGGAGAUCAAGCCUAGAGUUAAUCCUGCCCAGGACACAACUCUUUCAAGAAGGAGUGGACGGCCUUCAGCAGUGGCUGAUGUCCGUGGAGCAAGGCCUGGCAGAGUUACGCAACUCUGAGAGAUUGAUGCUGCAUCUACCAGAGGCCACGGAGCGUGCCAAGGCUUUUGUCGAAGAGAUCAAAGUCAAAAACACAGAGUUGGGGAACGUACAGCAAACAGGGCACAACCUAAUGGAAGCUAUUUCCGAGGAGGAAGCCCAGCUGGUGCAGGAGAAGAUGGACUCACUGCGGAUCCGCAGCUCGGUGCUGAGCCUGAGCAGCCUGGACGUGCUGCAGCGGCUGGAGCAGGCCCUGGAGGCCUGCAGUCGCUGCAGCUCCAGCCAGGAAGACCUUCACCUGUGGCUGGGCCGCAUCGAGAGGGAGCUCCUGGGGCCGGCCGGGGCUCAGGCCCACGCUGGGGACGCAGCGCUCUGUGCUGCUGAGAGGCAGAUGUUGGAGCAGGCUGUACUGAAAGAGAUGGCCUGGUUCAAGAGCACAGCGCUGAAUCUUGAAAAGCUGAAGACCAUUUCUCUGGAUCCAAAUCUCAUAGCGGAACAACUCUAUGAGCAGAAGAUUUUGGCCGUGGAGAUUCUUCAACAUAGGUUUAACCUCGAAAAGAUGGUGAAGAUUUCUGAAAUCCUGCUCACAUACAGUGAUGAAGGGGAGACGGGUGAACUGCAGAACACAAUUGAGGCCUUACAGGAACAAUGCAACACUACCGCAGCCACCAAUUCCCACAUGGUGCUGCACCUUGAGCAUGCUCAGUCGCUCCUGCUACAGUUCUCAGAGGGCAUUGCCGAGGUGUCGCCAUGGUUACAAGAAACCCAAGCCCUUAUUGGCCAGCUCUCACUGAGCACCAUUAGCUACGAAGCCUUCCGGGAGCAACAAGACCUGUUACAGGGUCUGCGGGAGUCCAUCGCAGAGCACAGGCCCCUGGUCACCAGGCUGUGCUCCGUUGGCAAGCGCCUGUCAGAGCUCAACCCCGGCCAGGGGGAGGAGUUCCACAGGCAGGCCACUGAGGCCGAGCAGCGGCACAGUGCCAUCAGGGACCGGGUCAGGGAGGCUGCCGCACUGUUGGAGGAGUCCCUCCCUCGCUUCGCUCAGCUGAACGAGAGGAUGACGCUGGUCCGAGAGAGCCUGGAGCGGCUGCGGUGCCGCGUGCAGUGUCCCGCCUCGCUGCAGGGUCUGGCCCCCAGGAUCCAGGAGCAGCUGCAGGACAACAAGCACACCCUGGCCGAGCUGGUCAAGCUGGAGCUGGGCCUGGCCAGCGUCAAGACCCAGGCGGACGAGCUGCUGGCCAACACCCAGGCCGCAGGGGACGACUCCAUAGGGAAAGCCAUCCAAGAGAGGGUGUCCAGUCUCUCGCAGCUGUGGGUGGAGACCCACGAGGAGGCCGAAGAAAGGGAUCGCUGGCUCCUCAAAAUAUUGGAUCUAGCCCUGAAGUUCUGGAGCGACAUCGGAGAUCUGACGGCGGCGCUCAGCGACGCGCAGCAGGCCGUCCUUGACCUCAAUGGCAGCCGCACAGACUCAGAGACCAUCCGGCAAAGCCUGGAGAGUAUGCAGACUCUGAGGGAGGACAUAGAUGGUCUGCAAGGAGAUCUGGACACUCUGGGAAUGCUGGGGAUGGACCUGAUGUCUGCCUGUGGAGACACAGACAAACCGGAAGUAACAAAGAGCUUAGACGAGCUCUACUGCACAUGGAACAACGUGAGCAAGUUGUGGCAUGAGUGUCAUAAGAAGCUGGAGGAAUCCCUACAGCUGGCACUAUUCUACCAGGAUACUAUGCAGGGGCUCUUCGAGUGGCUAAAAUCGGCUGAGCUGAGGUCCACGGAGGAGUUCAUGGUAGGGACUGACCUGGAAUCCGUCAAGGAGCAGCUUUGUGAUCUCAAGGAGUUCAAGCGAGAGCUGUACCAGAAGAAGAUAGAGAUAGAGAGUCUGAACCAUCGCUUCGUGUGCCGGCUGGCCCCGGGCUCCGAGCGUCCGGGCUCCGUCUCUCCCCUGUGUGACUUCAGGCAGCGCUGGGACAGCAUCGAGUCCGAGACGGUCAACAGACAGCAUCAACUGGAGUGUGCCCUGCUGGGCCUGGGUCAGUUCCAGAACACCCUGGACGAGCUACACACCUGGCUCUCCCGAACCGCUGAGCAACUGCAGGGCCUGCAGCCAAUCAGCAUCGACCUGCAGACCUGUGAGAUAGAGCUGGCCAAGCAUAAAGUUCUGAGGAAUGACGUCAUGUCCCGGGUGCGUACGGUGGAGGCCCUGAACCUGGCGGGCCGCGGGUUGCUGGAGGCGGGUUCCGGGGAUGGCUCCCACGGACUGCCCUCUCUGCUGGAGCUGCUCAAUGAACGCUGGGAGUUCGUCCGAUGUGAGACGGAGCGCAGACAGCUGGAGCUGGAGAACAACCUCAGCCAGGUGCAAGAUGUUACGAUGGAGAUCCAGGAUCUCCUCCAGUGGCUGGAGAACACAGACCUGAGGUUGUCUUCCACCAGAACAGUGUGGGGCAUGCCCGACUCAGCCAAUGAGAGGCUCAAUGCUCACCUGGAAUUGUGUGUGGAGAUGGAGUCGAAGCUUCAUGCGUACACGGACGUGAGGAACGCCAUCCACAGGAUGCUGGAGCGUAACAACGUGGCGCGCGGCUCCAGCACGGAGCACAGCAUGUCCAUCCUGGAGCAGAAGUGGACCUCUGUGAAUGGCAAAGUCCAGGAGCGCAAGGCAAAGCUUACACAAGGACUGGGCCUGGCUAAGGAGUUCCACAGCACCAUCCAGGAUCUUCUCACCAAGAUGGCCAAGUGUGAAGAGUCUAUCGCUGAGCUGCCUUCUCCAAGCUAUAUCCCGGAAAGUCUUAGUGCUCAGCAGCAAGAUCACAGGGUUCUGGUGAACGAGGUGAACUGCUACGGUGAGAGGAAGCUCAUGGUGGAGAACGUGGGUUCCAGACUGACGGACCUGAGCAGGAAGGAAGACUGCGACGUCAUUCACAACCUCAUCAUGACUGUCCAGGACCGUUACAAAAAGCUGGUCCAUCACACUGCCGACCGAGGAAAGAUUCUGGAAGAGGUCAAGAAGAACGCCAGACAGUUCAAUGAGUCUUGGCGUAUGCUAAUCGACUGGAUAACUGAAGUUGAGCAAACGCUGGACACCCAUAAAGAGAUUGCUGUCACCCAUGAGGAAAUUAAACAGCAGCUGACCGAACAGAAGGACUUCCAGAAGCUGAUGAGGUCCAAGAGGCCCAUGUACGAGGCCACGCUGAAGAACGGCCGCAGCCUCCAUGACAGAGCGAAGAGCAGCCAAGACAGACAGCAUCUGGAGAACCUCCUGGCUGAGCUCAAGGACUCCUGGGACACCAUUAACGGGAAGUCAAUGGAGAGGCAACACAAACUGGAGGAGGCGCUGUUGUUCUCAGGCAGGUUCACAGACGCCCUCCAGGCCUUGAACGACUGGCUGUACAGAGCAGAGCCCCAGCUGGCCGAGGACAUGCCUGUGGGAGGCGACAAGGACAUGGUCAGCAAUCUGAUAGACAAGCAUAAGGCCUUCCAGAAGGAGUUGGGGAAGAGAGCGGGUUGCAUCAGGACCCUGAAGCGCUCCGUCCGGGACCUGACCCGGAGCAGCACCAGCGAUGCCCACUGGCUGCAGGAGCAGAUGGAUGAGCUGGAGAGCCGCUGGGAGGCAGUGUGCAAACUGUCUGUCACAAAGCAGGACCGCCUUGAGGUGGCACUGAAGCAGGCUGAGAAGUUUGAUGAGCUCGUCCACACUUUCAUGGAGCGCCUGUCAGAGGUGGAGAGGGUCCUGAAGUAUGGCAUCAUACCUGAGGAAUGGCAGGGCUUGCUUGCCUUCCGCAAACAGCAUGAGGAGUCCAUGAGUGCUCUGCAGUCCCAGAAGAUGGCGCUAGAAGACAUCAGGUGUCUUGGGGAGGAGCUCCUGUCCUUCUGUCACCCGGACUCCAUUAUAACCCUGAAGUCCUGGAUCAGUGUCACCAAGACCCGCUUUGAGGAGGUUCAGACGUGGGCCGACCAGCAGGACCAGAGGAUCAACGGGGCUCUGGCAGCCAUGGAGGCGCAGAGGGAGGAGGGCCAGAGGCUCCUGGACUGGGUCUCCUCAGCAGAGGAGGCCCUCAGCCUCAGAGACCAGGACCCCCUCCCUGAGGCUGUGGAGCACAACCUGGAGGUCAUCGCACAGCACAUGGUGUUCAUGGAGGAGUUAAACAGAAAGUUUCCGGAGGUGGAAAACGCCACAAAAUCCUGCAAGCGCAAAAGCAUUCCCAAGCAGCAGAUCUCCCCCAGCAAAAGACUAUUUAUAAAGAAGAGGAGCGCGUUGAAGCUCCAGCCAGCCCCUGCCCUCCCACUGGAGCACCUUGACCCCCAAACCCCCCAGCUCACCCAGCUGGUCAGCAGCUGGCAGAGGCUUUGGCUCCUGGCGUUGGCCAGACAGACCCGGCUGGACCAGCACCAGCUGACCCUCAUACAGAUGGAGGAAUUUGCGAAUUUCGACUUCAACGUUUGGCGCAGGCGCUACAUGCAGUGGAUCAGCCACCUGAAGUCUCGCAUCCUGGACGUGUUCCGCACCAUCGACCGCGACCAGGAUGGACGCAUCAGCCUGAAGGAGUUCAUGGAUAACGUCUUAGCAUCAAAGUUUCCCACCAACGCUCUGGAGAUGAAUGCUGUGGCGAGCAUCUUCGACACCAACAGCGACGGCUACAUCGACUACUAUGAGUUUGUCAGCGCCCUCCACCCGAGCAGAGACCCUUACCGGAGGCCGCUGGACCCUGAUCAUAUCAAUGAAGAGGUGAGUCGACAGGUGUCCCAGUGUAACUGCCCCAGGAAGUUCCAAGUGGAGCAGAUCAGUGCCAAUCGAUACAGGUUUGGCGAUUCUCAGCAGCUGCGGAUGGUGCGCAUUCUGCGCAGUACCCUCAUGGUCCGGGUCGGAGGAGGCUGGACCGCUCUGGAUGAGUUUCUGGUCAAGAACGACCCGUGUAGAGUGAAGGGUCGGACCAACCUGAAGAUCAAGGAGAAGUACUUGUCCCCAGCAGGGGGCUCCGCCAAGGGCUUGACUGUCAGCAGGUCUAACUCAAGCCUUAGUCUGUACAGCAGUGCCUCUGCCCCCACCAGCCCAAUGACACGCAGGGCAUUGCUCCGCAGAAGUUUCUCAGGUGACCGCUGCAUUCGUCCCAGGAGCUCCAUCGCUGCACUGGGGACCGACCUACAGUUUACCCCCCCAGGGCAGGACCUCACCCCCUCUCCAUGUGAAGAGGUCGAGAAGCUGCCCACGUAAUCACCUUUGACCGUGGGGCUUUGCGUACGCAGCGAGCAGCCUGCCGGAGCCUGGGCUCUGGGAACAAAGACUCUUACAGAGGAGAGCUGAAGGAGAACACACCAGUCACGUUGCACCACGAAGUCAACCGAUGGGAAGUGCUGAAGCGCCGUCUAUUUGACUGUACGUUUGGGGUGGCGAAACAUGAGACAGAGGUCACUCUUGUAUGAACGCCGUAGGGGGCAGCUUGGAUGUAAAAUGAUAUUUCCCCCCCUCAUUAGCUUUUAUAAAGUAGUUCCUGAUAUUAUAUAGGGAGAUUGCAUAGAGUAGAAUGCAUGGAUGUAUAGCAUGGGGUCGAUCAUACUCACAAACAUGUUUUUAUUUUGCUGUGUAGAUUAUGAACACAGUGCAACGGCAACUGACCUUUAAAACUGCCACAUCACAUACUAUUUUGUUCAUUUUUCAUGGACUACUUCGUCGGAUAAUAUUAUCCUUCCCUGCUGCAAGUUAUUAUUGUAACAUUCAGUUCACACUGAUCGAUACGACAAAGAUACCAGCAUUGUAUCUUACAAACGAGUGUCAGCUAUGAGAAACAUUUUUUUAUCUUACAUUUCACAAACAUUUUAUUGUUGGCAGGGCCACUGUGGUUUUUUUUACUCACUGUCACUGCUGUUUUUGAUAUUUGUUUUAUAUAUAAUAUUCUGUGAGUAUUGUUUUAAAUGCUACAGAGUCUAAUGAUCAAUGCACUAAAUUGACAGAGGUCACGGUUGGUUUGUAGAGAUUCUUUUCUCAGGUUGAGGUAUGCCUAUUAUUCUGGAAUCAUACACCCAGACUGUAUAUGUCUUUGCAUACUGUCUCGUUUAAUACAUGUAAGGGUGUGUGGAAGGUUGAUUGUAAUGCGAUAUUUGAAAAAAAUUGGGUAAGCAAUUUGGUGUAUUUUAUUGUAGCCAUGUUGAGACAAUAUUUUGGAAGAAUUGCCUUUACUUUAACCGUCCCUCCACUAGUGCACUGCCACUCAAUAGUACUUUUUUUUUGCUAUGUCACUUUUAAAUCCAAAGCAGUACAUUUUUUCUGAUUAUCUUUAAUCAUUUAAAUGGUUAACCUUCCCGUCGUUGUCAUGUGCCACUUAUAGGACACUCUAGAGUACCUUUCAAAAUAGUGAACAUAUUCUUUACAUGUUCAAAAAGUUAUCUCUAAGUACACAUCAUGCCUAUAUAUAAUGCACCUGUUUAAAAAAGAAUGUUUAUAAUGAGUGUCUUUUGAAUAGCAACACAAUUACAAGUGACAUUUUGUAAGCAAGGUAAGAGACUGAACAGGUCUGACGCAUUGUAAAUGUCCUAUAUCCGGUAUUUAGCCCUUUUUUUCUAUGUCAAGUUUGUACUUUCUUCUUCAGCUGGAAGUAGAUUUCCAACUGGAUGCUUGUGUAUCGAAUGAUUUAUAAUGGGGGCUAUUCUGUCUUCACGUAUGGAGGUUUUUUGGAAGUAUGUUAGAAUGUUACUAUGCACAAUAUAGAACCUUCUUCUUUCAGCUUUGAUGUCACAACGUCAGUUUACUAUAAUGUAAGAUACCGCAACCCUAUUUUAACUCUAGGGACCCUAAAUUGUCUGUACUGUACAUGUUUCUAUACCCACGAUGCACAUGAUGAAUCGUAUUUAGAAAAAACUAGAAGAAUGAUGUUUGGUCACUUGUAAACAAAGAACAAAACACUUUUGUAAUGAAA
This is a messenger RNA of Gadus macrocephalus (Pacific cod), 8517 nucleotides long. RefSeq names its product microtubule actin crosslinking factor 1b (gene macf1b). Gene Ontology annotation, biological process: intermediate filament cytoskeleton organization; hemidesmosome assembly; wound healing. Gene Ontology annotation, molecular function: microtubule binding; calcium ion binding; structural molecule activity. The transcript is spliced from 40 exons. The record is from RefSeq and is a predicted model, not a curated record. Gene Ontology annotation, cellular component: hemidesmosome; intermediate filament; focal adhesion. The coding region runs from base 459 to 6818 and encodes 2119 amino acids. NCBI's taxonomy places the organism in Eukaryota, Metazoa, Chordata, Actinopteri, Gadiformes, Gadidae.